GAUCCGGUUGGUCGAUCGUUUUCUCCUGCUCCGGGUCCGCAUGCGAGAGGCGCGUUUCGUGGUGGUUGGUUCGGUUUUCGUUUCCCUGUCUCUCUCUCACGUCGUGCCCUUUUCCUGGCCGCGCGGUUCCUUGGCGCGUUCCGUCCAACAAUCCGCGUAACCAGUGAGUUUUCCGUCGUCGUCGUUGUUCCGUGAACUCUCUCUCGUUUCGCAGCUUAGGAAGUAACAUCACUAACGCGAACCAGUUCAUAAGCCCUUUGAUUGUCCACGAUGUCCGCAAAAGCGAUACGCGAAGCCACCGGUAAAGACAUCAUCAAUCGCCUCCUGGAAGGCGAUCAUGGGGCGGCCAAGUGUCGCUUUGCGACCGUUACUGAAACAACACAGUGGCAGCAGCUGGUGCAGGACAAUCCCUGGCUGGAGAAAUCGCCGCUAGUCGUUAAACCGGAUCAACUGAUCAAGCGCCGAGGCAAGCUUGGAUUGAUCGCGGUGAACAAAAACUUGUCCCAAGUGAAGUCAUGGAUUGCCGAACGGCUCGGCAAGGAUCAGAAGGUUGGCAACGCGACCGGCAAGUUGCGCAACUUCAUCAUCGAACCAUUCAUACCACACAAAGAUAAUGAAGAGGCGUACGUCUGCAUUUAUUCACACCGAACGGCAGACACGAUACUGUUUUAUCAUCAGGGAGGCGUUGACAUCGGCGAUGUUGACUCGAAGGCCCUGAAGCUGGAUGUACCUGUCGGACAAGAUGUCUCACUGGGGGACAUCGAGAAAGUUUUACUUACGGAAAUAUCGGGCGCUAAGAAGCAGAGAAUUGCCAAGUUUGUUUACAACCUCUACCGGCUGUACGUGGACAUGUACUUCACGUACCUGGAGAUCAACCCGCUGGUUGUAACGAGCGAUGCGAUCUACAUUCUCGAUCUGGCCGCAAAGCUCGAUGCGACCGCUGACUUCAUCUGCCGGCCAAAGUGGGGCGACAUUGACUAUCCUCCGCCAUUCGGACGUGACGCAUUCCCGGAGGAGGCCUACAUUGCCGAUCUAGAUGCGAAGAGUGGUGCCUCGCUGAAGCUAACGAUCCUGAACCGUAAUGGACGCAUUUGGACAAUGGUGGCUGGCGGCGGCGCUAGUGUCAUCUACUCCGAUACGAUCUGUGAUCUCGGUGGUGCUACCGAGCUGGCCAACUACGGCGAAUACAGCGGAGCCCCAUCCGAACAGCAGACCUACGAGUACGCAAAAACCAUUCUCAGUCUGAUGACCAGCAGCCCAAAGCAUCCGGAUGGAAAGGUGCUCAUCACCGGUGGUGGUAUUGCUAACUUCACCAACGUGGCCGCUACGUUUAGUGGUAUUAUUACGGCGCUUCGCGAAUACCAGCAGAAGCUGAUCGAUCACAACGUGUCCAUAUUUGUGCGUCGCGCUGGCCCCAACUACCAGGAAGGGCUGAGGAAGAUGCGCGAAAUCGGCAGCAGUUUGGGUAUUCCGCUGUAUGUGUUUGGGCCGGAAACGCACAUGACGGCCAUUUGUGGUAUGGCGCUUGGAAAGAAACCGAUUCCGAAGAGUUGCAACGUACACUUUGCCACCGCCAACUUCCUCUUGCCGGGUGGGCAGCAAGCAGCAGAAUCGUCCAAGAAGUCAUCCUCCGCCAGCGCCAACGAUGUCAUGAAUGCCUCUGGCAGUAGCAGUAGCGUUAGUAAGAAACUUACUUCACCUCCCGGUGCUUCCCCGCUAGGCGGAGGGGCGGUCCGAUUCUCGCAGACCGACGUCGCAUCGGCCGCGGAGUAUCGACAGAUGUUUACCAACCGAACGAAGGCACUCGUUUGGGGCAUGCAAACCCGGGCCGUCCAAUCGAUGCUGGAUUUCGACUUUAUCUGUCGCCGUGACGAACCGUCGGUCGUAGCGAUGGUGUACCCGUUCACCAGCUACCACAAGCAAAAGUUCUACUGGGGCCACAAGGAGGUGCUGAUUCCGGUGUACGCUAAAAUGUCCGAAGCGAUCGGCAAGCACAAGGAAGCGGACGUGCUGGUGAACUUUGCUUCGCUCCGGUCGGCCUACGACAGCUCGGUGGAGGUGCUAGACUAUCCGCAAAUUCGCACGAUCGCCAUCAUCGCCGAGGGUAUUCCGGAAAAUUUGACACGCAAGCUGAACGUGGCGGCUCGCGAGCGUCAGGUAUCGAUCAUUGGGCCUGCCACGGUAGGUGGCGUAAAGCCGGGUUGCUUCAAGAUCGGCAACACUGGUGGCAUGUUGGACAACAUUCUACAUUCCAAGCUGUACCGUGCCGGUAGUGUUGCGUACGUCUCCCGUUCGGGUGGCAUGUCGAACGAGCUGAACAACAUCAUUUCACUGACCACGGACGGUGUAUACGAGGGCGUAGCGAUCGGUGGCGAUCGCUAUCCUGGCACGACGUUCAUGGACCACAUCCUGCGGUAUCAGGCCGAUCCGGCCGCCAAGAUGCUCGUUCUGCUCGGUGAGGUCGGCGGAGUGGAGGAGUACGAGGUGUGCGAAGCGCUAAGGGAUGGCCGCAUCACGAAGCCCCUGAUCGCGUGGUGUAUCGGUACGUGCGCUUCCAUGUUUACGUCCGAGGUGCAGUUCGGUCAUGCCGGUUCUUGUGCCAACUCGGAUCGCGAAACGGCUUCGGCCAAGAACCGUUCGUUGAGCGAAGCGGGCGCUCAUGUGCCAGAUUCGUUCGAUACGCUCGGUGAUUUGGUUGGCUCGGUGUACGAGAAUUUGGUGCGUGAGGGACACAUCGUGCCAGCGGAGGAGGUUCCCGCACCGACGGUGCCGAUGGACUACUCCUGGGCCCGCGAGUUGGGCUUGAUCCGCAAGCCCGCCUCGUUCAUGACGUCGAUCUGCGACGAGCGAGGUCAGGAACUGCUGUACGCGGGCAUGCCGAUCAGCGAUGUGCUGCAGAAGAACGUUGGCAUUGGCGGUGUAGUAUCGCUGCUGUGGUUCCAGCGUUGUCUUCCGCCGUACGUUUGCAAGUUCUUCGAAAUGUGUCUCAUGGUCACGGCCGACCAUGGACCAGCCGUUUCCGGUGCUCACAACACAAUCGUGUGCGCCCGAGCGGGCAAGGAUCUGGUGUCGUCCGUCGUGAGCGGUUUACUAACGAUUGGCGAUCGCUUCGGCGGUGCUCUCGACGGUGCUGCCAAGCAGUUCUCCGAGGCGUAUGACUCCAACUUGCACCCGAUGGAGUUUGUCAACUCGAUGCGAAAGAAGGGUCAACUGAUCAUGGGCAUCGGCCAUCGCGUGAAAUCGAUCAACAAUCCUGACGUGCGCGUGAAGAUCAUCAAAGAGUUUGUGAUGCAGAACUUCCCGGCCUAUCCGCUGCUGGAGUACGCUCUGGAGGUGGAAAAAAUUACCACCAGCAAGAAGCCGAACCUGAUCCUCAAUGUGGACGGAGUCAUUGCGACCUCGUUCGUCGAUCUGCUGCGAAACUGCGGUUCUUUUACCAGCGAGGAAGCUCAGGAGUACAUCAACAUCGGGGCGAUAAAUUCGCUGUUCGUGCUGGGACGUAGCAUCGGUUUCAUCGGGCACUUCAUGGAUCAGAAGCGCCUCAAGCAGGGACUCUACCGUCACCCGUGGGAUGACAUUUCGUACGUUCUUCCCGAGCAGUACAACUAAAACCGUGCGCUCAAAGCGACAACGGCUGAUGCAGAGAACAACAAAAUAAGCUACAAAAAACCACAAGCACAACCCGACAGCAGGCAGAGUGUGAUGAGGGAUGGUCGAGAUGCUGCAAGCUCCGCGGAUCCAUCACGGAGAAAAGGGCACGAAAGUUGCAAAACAAAACAGAGCACGUUAAGGGAGAAACGGAGCAAAAGCAAACCAAAAUCGUUAAACACUAGUUGUCACUUCUUUCGAUGCAGCAUGCAGGGUGGCAACUAGAACUCCAAUGAAUCUCCUUCUUUCCCUUGUUCCCUCUCUAUUUCUACGAUUAACGUUUCGGGGCUUUCCUUUUUGCUGUUUAUUGUCGUCGCGUGUUGUACCAUAACUGUUCGAUGUAUUUUUAGCAUGGGUUGAGCUGUCCAUUUUACUCGCUCGACGUGUGAAAUGCAUUUAAAACGGAGGCAA
Messenger RNA from Anopheles bellator, 4059 nucleotides. It is a transcript of the gene ATPCL, whose product is annotated as ATP-citrate synthase. Bases 271 to 3609 code for a protein of 1112 amino acids. The transcript has 10 exons. The record is from RefSeq and is a predicted model, not a curated record. Gene Ontology annotation, molecular function: ATP citrate synthase activity. Gene Ontology annotation, cellular component: cytosol. Lineage: Eukaryota; Metazoa; Arthropoda; Insecta; Diptera; Culicidae. Gene Ontology annotation, biological process: fatty acid biosynthetic process; citrate metabolic process; acetyl-CoA biosynthetic process.